This is a messenger RNA of Colletotrichum higginsianum IMI 349063, 888 nucleotides long. RefSeq lists its product as uncharacterized. The transcript has 3 exons. Gene Ontology annotation, molecular function: DNA-binding transcription factor activity. The record is from RefSeq and is a predicted model, not a curated record. Bases 1 to 888 code for a protein of 295 amino acids. Gene Ontology annotation, biological process: negative regulation of DNA-templated transcription. NCBI's taxonomy places the organism in Eukaryota, Fungi, Ascomycota, Sordariomycetes, Glomerellales, Glomerellaceae.
AUGUCUACUCAAAUCGCAGCCUUGGAAGAGGAUCGCCAACAGUAUCAAGAGCAGCUCGAUGUCGUUCUCGCCGGCCUUAAAGAUGACCCCGAAAAUCCCGAACUCAAGAAUCUGCAGGCGGAGUUGAAUGAUAUGAUCUCCCUCCUAAACGAGUCUCUUGCUGAGCUGCAGCCGAAGCAGGCACCCAAGCCCGCAACACAGAAAGCUCCCAGCCCGCCCGAGCCCGAGAAGUGGUCCAAGGAGAACCAUCCCGCCUUCAAGAAGGCCGCCCCCGCUCCCGCCCCCGAAGAGAAGGACGACGCACCGCCCGUCACGUACCAGGUGAACGACACCGUUAUGGCCAAAUGGGCAUCAGGCGACAGAGGUUUCUACCCUGCACGCAUCACAUCCAUCACAGGCUCUUCCACGGCUCCCAUAUACAUUGUCAAAUUCAAAAGCUACGAGAACACCGAAACUUUGCGUGCCAAGGACAUCCGUCCUGUGUCCAAUAAACGCAAGGCUGACGGCGCACCAGCGUCCGGGCCCGGCACCGGCCAGCAAGCCGCCCACACACCGCCCGUCCCAUCCAAUGGCGUCGUCACCUCCGCUGCCGCCAGCUUAUAUCCGGAACAGCAAGCCAAGAUGGAGGCGGAGAAGAACGCAGUCGACGACGCCGCAAAGCCACCCAAGCCCAAGAAGAUCAAGGCUACAAAAGAGCUGGAGAAGGGCAAGUCCAAGUGGCAAGAAUUCAACUCAAAGUCUAAGUUCGGAAAGCACAAAAAGGACAGCAUGUUCCGCACGCCCGAUGGCGUGGGGGGCCGAGUUGGCUUCACUGGCUCCGGCCAAGCCAUGCGCAAAGAUCCCGGUCGCAGCCGGCAUGUAUAUCAACAAAACGACGAGCUUGACUAA